This is a messenger RNA of Carassius auratus (goldfish), 2438 nucleotides long. RefSeq names its product kelch-like ECH-associated protein 1b (gene keap1b). Lineage: Eukaryota; Metazoa; Chordata; Actinopteri; Cypriniformes; Cyprinidae. Gene Ontology annotation, molecular function: protein binding. The record is from RefSeq and is a predicted model, not a curated record. Bases 550 to 2331 code for a protein of 593 amino acids. The transcript is spliced from 7 exons.
CGGGAGCGCGCGUGUCUCCGCUGUGCUUAGUCACGCUGAGUUUCUGCUUUCUGAAACACACACACAAACACACACUCACACACACACACACACACACUCACUGUGAGCUGCAGCGAUGAUCUGACUCUGAGUGAACGGAGGAAACAGAUCAACAUCAUUAAACUGAAGGAUGCGUGUGAUUCCUGCUGAAGUGUGAGAGUCUUCACGCUCCAGAGACGUCCAGCCGCUGGUUCCAGACAGACAGACCUGAUCUGAAAGACUCUAGAAGCUUGUCUCUUUGAGGAGAAGACUCAAAGAUGUGAGCGACACACCGGGUGGACUCUGAGCUGACGUGAGCGUUUGUGUCUGUGCUCUUCCUGGUUCAUGAGUGAUCUGUCUAAACAGAUUCACACGAGGGAGGAUCUUUACAGAGCUGUGACCGUGGCCGGGUGAGAAUGAGCAGGAGCUCUGUGAGCGUGGCUUUAUAACUGUGUGUCUGAUCAGAAGAGCGUCCCGUAAGACUCUGCGCUGGCGAGCGAGGAUGUGCGGGCCGAGCCGCGGCCGGUGAGCAUGUACACGGCGUCCGGGAUGACGGAGUGUAAGGCGGAGGUGACUCCGUCGGAGAGGAACGGUCACCGUGUGUUCAGCUACACGCUGGAGAGCCACACGGCCGCCGCCUUCUCCAUCAUGAACGAGCUGCGUCUGGAGCGCCAGCUGUGUGACGUCACGCUGAGGGUCAAAUACAACCAGCUGGAGGCCGUGGACUUCGUGGCUCAUAAAGUGGUGCUGGCCUCGUCCUCGCCGGUGUUUCGUGCCAUGUUCACCAACGGCCUGAAGGAGUGUGGGAUGGAGGUGGUGCCCAUCGAGGGGAUCCACCCGAAGGUCAUGGGGCGGCUCAUCGAGUUCGCGUACACGGCGAGCAUCUCUGUGGGAGAGAAGUGUGUGAUUCAUGUGAUGAACGGGGCGGUCAUGUACCAGAUCGACAGCGUGGUCAAGGCUUGCUGUGAUUUCCUGGUGCAGCAGCUCGACCCGAGCAACGCCAUCGGCAUCGCCAGCUUCGCCGAGCAGAUCAGCUGCACUGAGCUUCACCAGAAGGCCAGAGAAUACAUCUACAUGAACUUCAGUCAGGUGGCCACGCAGGAGGAGUUCUUCAACCUGUCUCACUGUCAGCUGGUGACUCUGAUCAGCCGUGACGAGCUGAACGUGCGCUGUGAGUCCGAGGUGUUUCACGCGUGUGUGGAGUGGGUCCAGUACGACCGGGAGAACCGUCGGCCGUAUGUGCAGGCUCUGCUUCAGGCCGUCCGCUGUCACUCGCUCACACCGCUCUUCCUGCAGCGUCAGCUGGAGCGCUUCGACUGGGACGCCCAGAGCAAAGACUACCUGUCCCAGAUCUUCCAGGACCUCACGCUGCACAAGCCCACCAAACUCCUGCCGCUCCGGACGCCCAAGGUGCCGCAGCUCAUCUACACGGCGGGCGGAUACUUCCGGCAGUCUCUGAGCUACCUGGAGGCGUUCGAGCCCUGCUCCGGAGCCUGGCUGCGUCUGGCCGAUCUCCAGGUGCCCCGCAGCGGUUUAGCAGCCUGUGUCAUCAGCGGCCUGCUGUACGCCGUGGGCGGCAGGAACAACGCUCCGGACGGAAACAUGGACUCCAACAUGCUGGACUGUUACAACCCCAUGAACAACUGCUGGCUGCCCUGCGCUCCCAUGAGUGUCCCGCGCAACCGCAUCGGUGUGGGCGUCAUCGACGGCUUGAUCUACGCUGUGGGCGGCUCACACGGCUGCGUCCAUCACAACAGCGUGGAGAGGUAUGAUCCGGAGAGGGACUGCUGGCAGCUGGUGGCUCCGAUGCUGACGCGGCGGAUCGGUGUCGGUGUGGCCGUGAUCAACCGGCUGCUGUACGCUGUGGGGGGGUUCGACGGCACGCACCGGCUGAGCUCCGCUGAAUGCUACAACCCCGAGAGAGACGAGUGGAGGAGCAUCGCGUCCAUGAACACGGUCCGCAGCGGUGCAGGCGUGUGCGCUCUGGGGAACUGCAUCUAUGUGAUGGGUGGAUACGACGGCACCCAUCAGCUGAACACUGUGGAGCGGUACGAUGUGGAGACGGACGUCUGGAGCUUCAUCUCUUCCAUGAGACACAGACGCAGUGCUCUGGGAGUAACGGCGCACCACGCACGCAUUUAUGUGCUCGGUGGGUAUGAUGGGAACACGUUUCUAGACAGUGUGGAGUGUUAUGACCCGGAAACAGACACGUGGAGCGAGGUCACCAACAUGACGUCCGGCCGCAGCGGUGUGGGAGUGGCAGUGACCAUGGAGCCGUGCCAGAAGGGCCUGAGCCCCUGUCAGAAGAGCUAGAAACACCUCUGUCUGUGUGUGUGUGUGUGUGUGUGCUCAUUAAUGCUCUCCCUCUCGCCCUCUCUGUCUCCCCCCCCCCUCUCUCCCGCUCUCUCUGUCUCCCCCCC